This is a messenger RNA of Nematolebias whitei (Rio pearlfish), 1106 nucleotides long. RefSeq names its product D-amino-acid oxidase. Gene Ontology annotation, molecular function: FAD binding; D-amino-acid oxidase activity. NCBI's taxonomy places the organism in Eukaryota, Metazoa, Chordata, Actinopteri, Cyprinodontiformes, Rivulidae. The record is from RefSeq and is a predicted model, not a curated record. Bases 1 to 1038 code for a protein of 345 amino acids. The transcript is spliced from 10 exons.
AUGCGGGUGGCAGUGAUUGGAGCUGGAGUCAUUGGCCUCUCCACAGCUCAGAGCAUCUAUGAGCAGUUUCACUCCAAAGUCAGCCCACUGACCAUCGAGGUGUACGCAGAUUGCUUCACUCCGCUGACCACCAGCGAUGGAGCCGCUGGUCUCUGGCAGCCGUACCUCCACGAUAAGGGCAACGUCCAGGAAACGAAAUGGAAUAAGGAGACGUUCGACUACUUGCUCAAGUGGCUCAGCUCACCAGAGUCUAUAAAAAUGGGUUUAUUCCUUCAGUCGGGCUACAACAUCUGCACCGAUCCAAUGCCAGACCCUUCAUUUAAAGACAUCGUCCUGGGCUUCAGACAGCUCACAGAGCGAGAGCUUCAGAUGUUUCCAGGAUACACGCAUGGCUGGUUCAACACAGCCCUAAUGGUGGAAGGUAAAUCAUACUUACCCUGGCUGAUGGACUGGUUGAAAGAAAGGGGGGUGAAAUUUUAUCAGAAGAAAAUUGAGUCAUUUCAAAAGCUGUCCGAAGCUGGGGCAGAUGUGAUAAUAAACUGCACCGGGGUCAGAUCAGGAGAGCUGCAGCCAGACCCGGACCUUAAACCGGGUCGCGGUCAGAUACUAAAGGUGGAUGCCCCCUGGCUGAAGCACUGGAUUAUUACCCAUAGCCUUAAAGAUGGAGUCUACAAUUCCCCGUAUAUCAUUCCAGGGAGUCGUCUUGUGACAGUCGGAGGCGUCUUCCAGGUGGGAAACUGGAGCCAACAAAACAACUCCAUCGACCACAAACACAUCUGGGAAGCAGCUUGUGAGCUUGAGCCGAGCCUCAAGCAUGCCAGCAUAGUGGAGGACUGGUCUGGUCUCAGACCUGCUCGCAGCAAAGUCCGACUGGAGCGGGAGACCAUAGAGUCCGGUCCAUCUGCAAUAGAGGUGAUACACAACUACGGCCACGGAGGCUUCGGGCUCACCAUCCACCGAGGCUGCGCUGAGGAGGCAGCGAGGCUCUUUGGUCAGAUCGUGGAAGAACAGGGAAAACGUCCCAAAGCUCGCCUGUAGUUCUGUGUCCAGUAAGCUAAGCUAAGAUAAGAUAAGAUAAGUAAGAUAAGAUAUAAUUUUAUUGAUCC